AUGAUAGAAAGUGAUAUCCCGUCCAUAAUGUCAGGAAUCAUUAGGAAUUCAGGGCAAAAUCACCACCCUUCACAGGAGUACAGACUCUUAGCUUCUGGCCCCUCCCAGCUGAGUGAAGAUGACCUCCCCAGUGACUUACAGUCCUUGUCGUGGCUGACAUCUGUUGAUGUUCCUCGGUUACAACAGAUGGCCAGUGGAAGAAUGGAUUUUAGCCUCAGUGCCCAGAAUGCAGUGCUACAACAGACAGGCCCUGUAGCAAGCAACAUGCACUCGACAGGAGCACCUGGAGCAAUGAUUCAUGUCCAGGCCAGCCUGCCACAGGGAAUCCUGGGACUGAAUUCUAUUUCAACACACGGAGCAAAUAUGAGCCAGUAUGCUGUAGGUGGGCAGCCAUCUCCUAGUUUACAAACACAGCAACAACUCUUUCCUCCUCACUCACAGCAAGUGUUUGCCCUAGCACAGAACACACAACAGUGUAACCCAGCAGCAAUCUACAACACAUCCUAUGGGACCCAGCCACACUAUUCUCAGCCACGCCUGGCUCCUCACUCUGCCCAAGAACUGCAUCCAAAGCAUUACCCCAAGCCGAUCUAUUCAUAUAGUUGCUUGAUUGCAAUGGCGCUGAAGAACAGCAAAACAGGCAGUCUCCCAGUGAGCGAGAUCUACAGCUUCAUGAAGGAGCACUUUCCCUACUUUCAGACAGCCCCUGAUGGCUGGAAGAACUCUGUGCGCCACAACCUGUCUCUGAAUAAGUGUUUUGAGAAGGUGGAGAACAAGAUGAGUGGCACCUCUCGCAAAGGGUGCCUCUGGGCUCUCAAUCCUGCCAAGAUUGACAAGAUGGAAGAGGAGAUGCAGAAGUGGAAGCGGAAGGACUUAGCUGCUAUUCACAGGAGCAUGGCUAACCCAGAGGAGCUAGACAAGCUGAUCACUGACAGACCUGAGCACUGCAGGCGACCCAGCAAACAGGCAGAGCCUGAGGUCUCCACCCUGAGCCACAUGGCAGCAGCCCAAGGCCGAAUCUCCAUCUCCCAGCUGCAGCCUCAGCCCAUCAUGACGCUCUUGCUGCAGUCCAUCCCCCUGCAUCACCAGAUCCAGACCCAGGCUCGCAUCACCCCAGACUCACCAGCACCUGCACAAACGCCUCCUCUCCAUACUCUGCCUGACAUGAGCCACAGCCCUCUUCCCCACCAUCCCAUGGGACGCGCGCCUCCGGACUUCCUCAACAUGACAGCAGACAUGAACGCGGAGGUGGAUGCUCUUGACCCAAGCAUUAUGGAUUUUGCAUUGCAAGGUAACAUAUGGGAGGAAAUGAAAGACGACGGCUUCAGCCUUGACACCCUGGGUGCCUUCAGCAACUCCCCGCUCCACCUCUCAGACUGUGACCUGGGCACCCCUGGCCUCACCCCUGUCUCCAGCGGCAGCGAUCACUCCUUCUCAGACUUGCAGGUCACCGGCCUUUAUACCACCGACACGACACUGGACAACGUAGCGGCAGCUCAGUACAUGAACCCCCAAGGCAACAAACCCAUCGCUCUGCUCUGAGUUUUGCACCGUUCCACAGACCUCUGACUCAGGGGCCAGUUUCUCCUAACUGUUAAAUUCCGACCUGAAAGCAAUAAAAGAGCUCCUCCUGCAGA
This is a messenger RNA of Pelecanus crispus (Dalmatian pelican), 1637 nucleotides long. Lineage: Eukaryota; Metazoa; Chordata; Aves; Pelecaniformes; Pelecanidae. The record is from RefSeq and is a predicted model, not a curated record.